AUCUAGUGUGAAUCAAACACAGCCGUUUCAAUGUUUCAUAACACGUUAGAUAUCCAUCAAAACAAUUUUGGAAAGGCUUUCGAACAUCAGCAAUAGGCGAAAUAACUAAACCAAUCCUAAGCUUUAAAAAUGCUGGCGAAGUCGUUAAUGAAAAGCACAAUGAGAAGUACCCGUUUAUUCCAUACAAGUGCACACCUUACAUAUCCAUUAGUACCCAUCGUGAUAGAACAAACAGGACGAGGAGAACGAGCUUAUGACAUUUAUUCUAGGUUGCUGAAGGAACGAAUCAUCUGUGUCAUGGGACCAAUUACAGAUGAUUUGUCCAGUCUGGUUGUUGCCCAGUUACUAUUUCUUCAGUCAGAGAGCAACAAGAAGCCAGUUCACAUGUACAUAAAUAGUCCAGGAGGUUCGGUCACAGCAGGAUUGGGUAUUUACGACACAAUGCAGUAUGUUCUACCACCAAUUGCCACAUGGUGUGUUGGGCAAGCAUGUAGUAUGGCCAGCCUUCUAUUAGCAUCAGGGUCCCCAGGAAUGAGAUAUUCUCUGCCAAAUUCUCGGAUCAUGAUACAUCAACCAUCUGGCGGUGUUCAGGGUCAAGCAACAGAUAUUCAAAUUCAAGCUGAAGAAAUUAUGAAACUGAAAAGACAGAUCAACCAAUUGUAUUUAAAACAUACUGGUUUGCAGUUGUCAGUAAUCGAGAGCAGUAUGGAGCGUGACAAGUUCAUGUCCCCAGUAGAGGCUAAAGAGUUCGGAUUGAUUGAUAAAAUCUUGGAACAUCCGCCGAAACAUGAGAACCUAACUGCAAGUAAUAAGGAUGAAAAGAAAACUGAAACGAAGGUGUGAACGAGCUAGUUGUUACUGAAGGAUAUUCUUCUGGCAGAACAUGUUAAUACAUGUAUUUAGAAAUGGG
Daphnia magna is the source of this 910-nucleotide messenger RNA. It is a transcript of the gene ClpP, whose product is annotated as ATP-dependent Clp protease proteolytic subunit, mitochondrial. Bases 130 to 843 code for a protein of 237 amino acids. Gene Ontology annotation, molecular function: serine-type endopeptidase activity; ATP-dependent peptidase activity; ATPase binding. NCBI's taxonomy places the organism in Eukaryota, Metazoa, Arthropoda, Branchiopoda, Diplostraca, Daphniidae. Gene Ontology annotation, cellular component: endopeptidase Clp complex. The transcript has 5 exons. The record is from RefSeq and is a predicted model, not a curated record. Gene Ontology annotation, biological process: protein quality control for misfolded or incompletely synthesized proteins.